CUCCAGAAGACAUCCCUUUGGCUACGUCACCUGAGGGCUCCUAAUCGAGCUGCUUGUUUUGUGGGACGUCUCUGAUUUCACUGAACAAUGAAGGCGAACAACUGUACUUUCAUGGGGGGUGGGAUCCCUCUGUCAUCAGAGUUCUUUAAAGUGAUCAAAAACGAUCUUUGGCUGUUCCUCAUUCCUGCAGUGUUUGCCGUGCUGCUGCUUGCUCUCUUCUUGGAAGAGAUUGGCUUCUUUCUGCGCCAUGUUCCCUCUACACGGCGCAGACGUCUCAGCCUGUGGAUCCUGGGAAUAUACCCAGUCUUUGGAAUGAUGUCUGUUGUUGCGCUGUAUGUUCCUCGCUCCUCAUCUCUUUGCAAUUUCAUUGCUUCUCUAUAUCACUCUAUUACACUGCUGAAGUUCAUGGUUCUUAUCAAGGACUUCUUCGGUGGAAAGGCCCGCAUGCUGGAGGCAUUAGCAGGGGAGAAGGUGUCUCCAAACCCCUUCCCAUGUUGCUGCUGCUGCUGUCUGCCUUUAUUUGACAUCAACAAGACCAGUGUAAGCUGGAUGAUGGCUGCUGUCCUUCAGCUUUCUGUGGUCAGAACACUGCUGUUCUUCCUCACUCUUGUCCUCUGGACAGAUGAACAGUAUGACUAUGGAGAUGUGGACCAAGUUAACCCCAACAUGUAUGUCAAUGCUAUAAUUGCUGUUUCCACUUUUCUGUCCUUUUAUGGCUACCUACUGUUUUAUAAAGCCACAAAAAGAGCAUUGCCUGGAUACAGUCUGCGAGCAAAGUUUAUUUGCAUCAUUGUUGUCCUGGUCCUUUGUGGACUACAGAGUGGAAUUCUUGAGACCAUGGGCGCGCUGAAUGUCAUCCCCUGCACACCUCCCUUCUCUGACCUCUUUCGGUCUCAGUUAAUAUUCCACUAUUCUGUUAUUGUGGAGAUGUUCUGCAUCAGCCUCUUUGCACAUCGCACAUUCCGGAAAGUUGAGCCCUCUCCUGAGGAGGUUGAUGGAACAGAAGAUGAUGCCAUAAGAGAGCUUUGUGAGAAGGCGAUUCAAACAGAAGACGAGCUGCCAUUUGCUGUUCAGCUCUCCUCUCAUGAGGAUGAGCCAUGCCAUUAUAACCAAGGAUACAACAGUGACAGUGAAGAUAGCCUCUGCAAAAUUGAACAUGCCCCACUGGACUGCUUCCCCUUCCCCUUACAGCACAGACUGCAAACUGCAGCAAGCACAGAGAAAGUUCACACUAAACCACCUGAUGACUCAAUUAUUGUGGCGCUGCCAACAAUUACUGUCAGUGCAGAGAUUAACCAUACUGUCAAUGAUGAUGUUACUGUUGUAUAGCUGAAAAAUAUGGAAAAUGUAUAUAUUAUGUUAUAGUUUUGUAGUUAAUGUGUGAUUGUUGUACUUCACAUGUCUGUGACUCCAUUGUUCCCAAAAAUAUAUAUACAUAUUUUCAUUAUUGUCCUAAAACUGUGAUGUACAAACAUGGUGACACAAAGGCCAUGUAAUUAUUGGAAAUUCAUUUUUUUUCCCCUCCAUAAUAAGAUAUAUAUUUAUGUACUACCAAUGGAUUAAUAUAAUAAAAUGAAUAUUAAAAAUGUAC
Molecule: messenger RNA, 1591 nt
Organism: Xyrauchen texanus (razorback sucker)
Lineage: Eukaryota; Metazoa; Chordata; Actinopteri; Cypriniformes; Catostomidae
Product: organic solute transporter subunit alpha-like
Exons: 8
Coding region: 88-1329 (413 amino acids)
Biological process (GO): transport
Molecular function (GO): transporter activity
Source: RefSeq, a predicted model, not a curated record